AUGUCUAUGCCGGUUGUCGAUUUCGUUAGCUCUCAGACCAUCGGUGUUCAGGUCUGUGCCGGUAGGGAGGAGCCGAAUCUGUCCAAGGUCGUCGACCUUGUAGUCUGGAGAAUCCACUUUCUUUCGGCCUUUCACAUCCCCGUGUUGGAUCUGAGCUCUUCGACGGUUUUAUUGUGGUGCGGCUCGUCGGGUUUGAGGCUCGGAGUUUGGACUCCCUAA
This is a messenger RNA of Arabis nemorensis, 219 nucleotides long. The record is from the annotation of a GenBank genome assembly. Lineage: Eukaryota; Viridiplantae; Streptophyta; Magnoliopsida; Brassicales; Brassicaceae.